Messenger RNA from Miscanthus lutarioriparius, 1746 nucleotides. The record is from the annotation of a GenBank genome assembly. NCBI's taxonomy places the organism in Eukaryota, Viridiplantae, Streptophyta, Magnoliopsida, Poales, Poaceae.
AUGACUGCCGCCGCUGCUGCAGCUGCCGCUCGGUGCGUCCCGCACCGGGCGUCCCCGCCGGAGACCGCGAAGGCCCCCGCCUCCAUCCCCACCUCCUCGGCCGCCACUGCAUCUGCUCUCCUCCCGCGCCGCCGUCGCCGCGGGACGCGGCCGCCGGCUCCCGGCGCCGCCGCUCCGGUGCUCCUCCUCGUCUCCGGAGAACACUGCCCCGCCGGAUCUUGGCUUGCUUCUGGAGGUGGAAGGACAAAUGUUGAAAGUGGAUGGAAUUGGGUUUGCUCAGAGAUAAUUGGUGCAGACAAGUGCCACAGUCAAGCGAUAGUUCUUGCGGAUGUCUACCGUUUCGGCAAUCGCCAAGCUUUCAAUGUAGCAUUUCGAAGCCUCGGGCUAGAUUGUGCAAAUUGGACAGAGCCAAUAUAUGCUGAUUUGGUGAGGAAAGCUCGUGGUGAUGAGGAAAGGAUGCUGGCAUUAUUCUUUGACAGGAUUGGCUGGCCUACAUCAUUGCCAACUAGUGAGAAAGGGUCAUUUAUAAAAAGUGUUCUCCGUGAGAAGCUUUGGAAGAGUUCUCAGCUUCUGAUAGCUUACCACUCACGGCCUGGAGUUGAAACGUUCAUUGAUGAUGCACUUAGUGAGGGUGUCCCUUUGGCCAUAUUGGCUGCAUAUGGGAGAAAUGGAGAAAAGAUUUCAAGAUCUAUAGCUAUGAAGCUGGGCCCUGAAAGAAUCUCGAAAAUAAAGAUUGUUGGAAAAGUUGAGGUUGAAGAAAGCUUUUAUGGGCAACUUGUUCUUGGUAAAGGAGUCACAUCUGGUGUGGAUGAGCAACUUGUCAGGGAAGCCCAAAAGGCUGCUUCUGCAGAGAAGCAGAGGAUUGCAGAAGAGGUUGCAUCAAUCCUAAAACUCAGUGUUGACAUCACAGCAUCCGAAAGCUCAGAAAAGGUAAUAGCAGCUCUCCGAACUGGUUCUGAAUAUGUUGGGUGUGACGUGCAAAAUUGUGUUCUUGUUGCGGGCAGCCAAUCUGGUGUCCUUGCAGCUGAACGCAUUGGCAUGCCAUGCAUAGUUGUUCGAAGCAGCUUUACUGCAAGAGCAGAAUUUCACUCUGCAAAGGCCGUUAUGGAUGGAUUCAGGGAACACAGACUUAACCGUUUCAAAACUACUGAGCAAAAGGUUUGGUCUGCACUGACUUGGUUGACAAACUCAUGCGACGCGACACGGUGUUCGACCGCUCCAGAUCUUAACGGCACACUCGCCCCCGCCCCUGUGGAGGUCGUUGGUGCCACCACAGGCCGCUCCGGAUCCCAAUGGCCCACCUCAGAUCCCACCCAACCACAGCUUGAAUUGAACGUAGAAUGGACUAGGGUGGGCAACCUCGAACUCAGCGGAGAAGUGACUAGGGUGGGUGACCUCGGAUCCAAUGCAGAAGGGGCCAAGAUAUCUCUUAGCAUCGCACUCUCUGGUCGUGCAUGUAGUGUCCAUUCUAAGUAUGGGAAGCAUCUGGAAAUAGGGACAUGUUGGCAGCCACUAUGCUUCCUCAAUUCAAUCAUCCAUAGUGUCGGUGCCAUCUACGGACAAGGCAAGGUUAGGGACAUGUUGGCUGCCACACAGGUUGACAUGAUGGCUGAGGCAUGCGCGGUGGAUGGGGUGCUCCUUUUAAACCAUUUCUGCCAGAGCUGUCAGUGCUGUUCAACUCCCCAUGGAAUCCCUGAAGCAGCACGAAUUUUGGAGCAAGCUGAUUUUGUUGAGCACGAAUACUAA